AGAAGCAUCCCUAAUUGGCGUUUUCCCAGGAAUUACCAACACGAUGCCGUUCACAUGGAGGCCCAGAGGGACAGAGGACCUGUGAGAUUUUGACUAUGUGGCAUUAAAGUGGUGAAAAUCUGACCAUGGGUGACUGGAACCUGCUGGGCAGCAUCCUAGAAGAGGUCCACAUUCAUUCCACCAUCGUAGGGAAGAUCUGGCUCACCAUCCUCUUCAUCUUCCGCAUGCUGAUCCUGGGAGCUGCAGCUGAGGACGUCUGGGAUGACGAGCAGUCGGAGUUCGUCUGCAACACGGACCAACCAGGCUGCAAGGCGGUCUGCUACGACCGGGCCUUCCCCAUUUCCCUCAUUCGCUACUGGGUGCUGCAGGUCAUCUUUGUGUCUGCGCCCUCUCUGGUCUACAUGGGCCAUGCUCUGUACUGCAUCAGGGCGCUGGAGAAGGAACGCCACCGGCGGCGGAUCCAACUGAAGGGGGAGAUGGACGAGGCAGAACUUGAGGAUCACAAACGCAUAGAGAAGGAGCUGAGGAAGCUGGAGGAGCAGAAGAAGGUGAAGAAGGCUCCUCUUAGAGGCUCUCUGCUGAGAACCUACAUCAUCCAUAUCCUUACUCGCUCUCUGGUGGAGGUUUGCUUCAUCCUGGGCCAGUAUAUCCUGUAUGGAAUCCAUCUGGAGCCUCUGUAUAGGUGUGAGAGGCUACCAUGCCCCAACAGUGUGGACUGCUACAUCUCCAGGCCCACAGAAAAGACCAUCUUCAUGUUUUUUAUGACCAUCAUUGCUGGAGUUUCACUCUUCUUGAACAUUUUGGAGAUUCUCCACUUAGGCAUCCGUAAAAUCAAACAGACUUUGUAUGGAGAGAGGUACACUGAGGACGACAGUCUGAUCUACAGGUCCAAAAAGAAGGCAUCCUUACAACAGCUCUGUGUCAUGAGCCAUGUUUCCCCUCACAAUGGGCCUCUGACUCAGACCUUCAAGGUGAUUCAGGAGGCUGACAUGAAGCCUCUUCAUUACACAAUCCACGAUCCGCCAAGACACAACAGCUUGGUUCAUCUGGGUCAAACCGGCUAUAGCUGCCCUCCAGCAAGGAUGACACCCAGGUCUGUUGAGAUCUGUGCAACUCCACAAACCACUGAAGGUCCAGAGGUCCACACAGUGACCCUGGACCACCAUCCAGCCUGGAACUCUGCCAUGUCAACAGUGGAGGAGGACACAACCAGCCAAGCAGAAAUCCAGGAGGAGCAGCAUCCUCAGCCCAGUCAUGUGCUGUCUGGGAGCACCAUAAGGCCUGCAGCCAUCAGAACCAUCAAUGAGGAAGAAAGACGACAGUCUGCGGUCAGCGACUUCCUGAUUCCCAACCCCAGAAGGACCAGCUUCAUGAUCAGGCCUCCAUCCGAAAGCCUGUCCUCCAUGAGCGCCUCCACCAGCCAAUCCUUGCACAGCUCGGAGGAGUCCGAUGAACUGGGAUCUCUCCAGGGAGACAUGCCAAUGAUGCCGCCAGCCGGAGGCCGACGCAUGUCAAUGAGCAUGUUUCUGGAUAUUUCCUCAAUCAUGAAGAAGUGA
Molecule: messenger RNA, 1556 nt
Organism: Xiphophorus maculatus (southern platyfish)
Lineage: Eukaryota; Metazoa; Chordata; Actinopteri; Cyprinodontiformes; Poeciliidae
Gene: gja10a
Product: gap junction alpha-10 protein-like
Exons: 3
Coding region: 126-1556 (476 amino acids)
Biological process (GO): cell communication
Cellular component (GO): connexin complex
Source: RefSeq, a predicted model, not a curated record